Molecule: messenger RNA, 5422 nt
Organism: Dermacentor andersoni
Lineage: Eukaryota; Metazoa; Arthropoda; Arachnida; Ixodida; Ixodidae
Source: RefSeq, a predicted model, not a curated record
UUUCAAAACAGACAACCGAUUAGUCCGCGAUGUGCUAACAGCAAGAGGAACCGAUCAUUCAAGCAUUGCUACGUCUUGCAGACGUCUGCCGGCCCGGCUCCUUCAGCCCUGGCGGCGAGUUCCGCAGCUGCAUCCCCUGCGACUUCGGCUCCUACACCGAGCAGCACGGCUCCCCCUUCUGCCUCUGGUGUCCACCGGGCAAGUCCACCUAUCGGCAGGGAAGCACCUCGCCCAAUGAUUGCGAAGUUUCCUGGGUGAUCUAUGCUUUCCUGUUUGGAAUAACGACCCUGACAUCGCUGGUCCUAUUUGUAUGGGUGUCACAAGCCUGGUCAUCCGAACGGAGGGUUAGGACCAUCAUCAUCGAGGACAAGCUCUCACGCUGCUUUCAGCCGAAGGUUCUUCCGCCAUCUCGUAGCAGAGCUUCGGACCGACGUAAGUUGACGGAAAACCCAAUGUUUGCGGCUGGACUUUGCUCAAACCCUAACUUCAAGUUUCACUUCGCUUCAUUUUAGAAGCCUCGACGACCUCAUGGAGUGCACUGACGUACAGAACCGACCUUAAAGAGAGAAUUUAUCUUUCAUAGGCUUUCUCUAAGCCGUCUUGCGUUCCUGAUAGAUUUGUGCUUUAGGCAAUAUGAAGUCUGUAUAAGCUUACUACGUACAAGUGUUCACUAGUAAUUUAUAAAAAAAAUUAUAAAGAAAAGUGUAGCGUCCCGCAAUUGUAUGCGGCGGUUUACGUGGGACUUCGUAGGAGGCUGCUCUGGGAUAAUUUUGACAACUUGAGCUUCCUUAAAGGGGAUCUAACUGUAAUUACACAAGCCUUUUUAAUUUCGCCUUCAUAAGAAUGCGGCUGCGAUGGCCGGUUAUCGAAACGCUUUUGUGCUGGUAGUCCAUUUUUUUUGAUACGCAGACUUCCAAACAGCCUGUUUUGGCUGCAAAGAGUUCAUAAGCACGUACUAUUUGACAGAAAUGUGUAGAGCGAUAAUGCCGAAGACAAGCUAUAGAGCUUGCAUGGAGGCAUUAUUAGGGUUGCUGUAAGCUGGCUGAAUGCGUUUUGUUGAGGGGUACAUAGAAAAUAUAGCUGCAAAAAAAAAAGAAAAAGAAGAAAAAAAGAAGAAAAAUGCAACAACAGAUAAGCGGUGUGCAGGAAUCUGGAAGAUAAAAAUGUGGCCUGUGACAGCAAAUAGCCGCGAAUACUGGGCAACCUAAGAUUUGAAUGCAGAAAACACCGGUACCAUGCUGACAGCCUCGAAUGUAACUACCUUAGGGCCCUGAACUCGCGCAGCGUAUCAUUUCCUGGAUUAUAGCAGUGAGCGAUUAGGUGUAGGGCGUGAAAACUUAUGUAUAAAGACAAACUAGUUAGUUAAUAAGGCAUUGGAACAGAAAUUUGGGUGCAAUCCGAGCUAUAUGGCCUAUGCUGAUCUGCUUAUAAACCAGUCGCUGGCUUUGAACAUUCUUUGACACUUUCAUGCCUAGGCUAAAGCCGGUUGAAAAAGACCCAUAAGCCCCACGCUGUGGUACUAUAUGGUCAUAAUUUAUUUAUAUGGAAACAUGCAGGUUUUCAUACAUAAUCCCGCAUGACCAUAUAUGACGUAUGGACACGGGGUACAUGGGUCUCACGGUUUUUUUUCCCUAUAGGAACUGAUUUGUUUUAUCAAUAGUACUAAGCCGAAGACCAUCUACAGUGGUGCAUCAUCUAAGGCUGUAUUCCGUUUCACACAUUUUCCGUUUUUUGUUUUGUUGGCAGACGAGACAAGAACGCGCCUCACGCAUAAGCUAGCUGCGCACGCAUGCUGGUAAAUGACGCUACAAUAGCAGCGACAAGAAAUGAACAACGACACGGACAAAGCGCGAUCAUUCUUUGCCUCGAACGAAACAGGUGCGAAGCCCAAGGGGCUCGGCAUAAGGCGUACGAGACUGGCCUGGAUAUAUCUUAACUAGGUCACACGGUGCAUGGCCACUUUCAAGACGAACCGGUGGGGCAGCGUAUCCCGUGCCGUCGAUAGCUCAGUUGGUAGAGCGGUGGACUGUAGAGGUUGCACCCAAAGCGGACAUCCAUAGGUCGCUGGUUCGAAUCCGGCUCGACGGACUACUCUAUUUUCCUUUUUGCUGUUUCGAGAUUAUAUUGUUUUCCAAGUCGUUGUUGGCUUAUUAUAAAGAUUUAAUCAAUUCCUCCUUUAGUUCGCGUUGGUUUUGCAUUGCUGAAACAAAAAUAACGCAUCUGCACGGAGGAAGGAAAGCAAAGGAGACGCCGCCGGGGCCAGCACGGACGUGUUGGAGAAAGUGCGGCGGAAGCCACGUGCUCCUUUUCGCAAUGGAGCACGGGGAAUGGUAUCCCAAACGUCAACGUUGACAUGGCAACCGCGCUCUUGAAGCUCUCGCUGCUGCUCUAAGGCCCUAGAAAGUGAGAUAUGUUUUUCUUUUUCGGCCGGUGUCUUUCCCGUAGCACAUUAUGUUCACGAGAAAAGCUGACUUUGGAGCAUGGUGCGUAAGCUUGAAAGUUGUGUGUUGAGUCUGUGCGUUUGUGUGUCAGCCGGCAAACGACACAAUCAAGCAACGAUGGCGCGGGUCUUCGUCGUCCUCUUCAACGUGCCACGGAAAACUGCAGGAGCGCGGCUGCUUCCCUAAACUGUUACAGAAGUUUCGCAGGACUUGUUUUGACGCGCGUGAGCAGCACGCACUUCCGGUGGCCCGCAGCAAUGCAAGUUCGAAGUUCGCGACUAUCUGCUCCGGCGAGCUGAUUGGAGGCGCAAAGAGAGAUGGCGCACCAACAUGGCCGCAUUUCCGGUUUCGAAAAACGUGACGUCAGGGCCUCUCCAAUCUUGUUUCUUUUCUCCGUGCACAACUGCAAUACUGCUCUGCAUGGUGAUUAGUAGUUAAUCGUCAGGUUUCGCAUGCAGAAACUGUACAGUGAGCUACAGGAAACGCCGUUACGGGGGCGGGGAUCCGGAUUAUUUUUGUGCCCCGGGGUUAGUUUGCUAAUGUCAUAAAUCUUUUGUUUUUCGUUCCGCUCCUUUCCGAAUGUGACCCCCACAGCGGGUAUCCAAUCCGGGACGCCGUUCUCGGCAGUGCCGUGUUGAAGCCGACGGGUGACAUGCCCGACGUCUGGGCUUUUUCCUGGAGUCGCCAAGGUGUACAUGGGAUAAGGCGUGUCUUAUACUCUUGUAGUCAACAACAGAGCCUUAGAAGCAUAUUUUUGUUUGACGUCAACGUUGAAAUACAAGCUUCCGUAUUUUUUGUAAACGCAUACACGUUUACUAAACAUUGCGAGGAAUUCCCCAUAGAAACGCCCGAAAACUAUCAUACGUAGGUUUACCAAUAUGCCCACUGUAACUUCCUGACUGCGUUUGGUUUCCGCAACUCUGCAACAGCGGCGGUGACACCACGAGAUGUGGCUGGAAAAUUUGCAUGCAGCUAUCGACACAACGCGGUGUUAUCGCCAGCGCAUUCUUGAGUCCAAUACUAACUGUGUUCCACCUUGUUUUGCAGCUGUGAUGACGAAUGAUUCCCGAAAGUCAGCAUCGUUGGAAGAAGAGCAGCACCCGCUCUUGCCGGCCACGACUGCUGCUUCGCGGCAAGCUGUAGGCAUGCAGACCGACGACCACAUCCACGUAAACUCGGCGCACCGCGGGGUCCGAACGGAGCCCUGCGAGCCAAAGCCUCCAGGUCUCAUGAAGCUGAACGCUGUGGGCGGCAGCCAUGGCACGAUGCAGAAGUCACCACUCGCCGCUCGUAAACCAUCCGAUGAAUUCUCACCUUGGCGCUCCCAAAACCGAUCGGCGCAGCGCGAAACUCGAAAAAUAGGAUCCCUAACCCCAGUCACGUCGCCACCGGCCAAAACACCGGCGAACCUAUGCGGGAGGCGAAACCAUCGAAGCGCCCAGCGCGAAUUCAAGAAUGGUUCCCGUUACAAAGCGCCAGCGUGGAACUCGUCACCGGAGGACUACCGCAGAGCCUCGCAGAGCCCACGGAUCCGCGACGACGUACCACGUGACGUCCGCGGGAUCUACGAAGCCGCCGACAGUCAGGCUUCCGACGGGUCGGUCCCGCUUUACGGCAGGUCUGUUCAUGCGAGUCCCCGGCGCUCUGCCUGGCCAUCGCCGCCGCUUGGCCGGGAAGACAAGCAGGACCGACUCAGUUCCCCCGUCUCGCCGGCACCCCACCAGGCGGUGCGCGAGUGCAGACAGUCUGAAGGAGAAUUUGUGAACCAAGUGACGCACUGCGAGGGACUUUUCAUUCCGCCCCACGGCGCCUAUUCAUCACAGGGUACUCGAAACAGGCCCGGAGCCACUAAUAUGUUCAGGCGUUUCGACUCAACCAUCGUCUGGGCCACGGACGAGUACUCCAAGCACAAGCAGCAGGGCCCCGGUAGGCGUUUCGACUCAACCAUUGCCUGGGUCACGGACGAGUACUCUAAGCACAAGCAGCAGGGCCCCGGCAGGCGUUUCGACUCAACCAUGGCCUGGGUCACGGACGAGUACUCCAAGCACAAGCAGCAGGGCCCCGGUAGGCGUUUCGACUCAACCAUGGCCUGGGUCACGGACGAGUACUCCAAGCACAAGCAGCAGGACCCCGGUAGGCGUUUCGACUCAACCAUUGCCUGGUUCACGGACGAGUACUCCAAGCACAAGCAGCAGGGCCCCGGCAGGCGUUUCGACUCAAUCAUGGCCUGGGUCACGGACGAGUACUCCAAGCACAAGCAGCAGGGCCCCGGUAGGCGUUUCGACUCAACCAUGGCCUGGGUCAUGGACGAGUACUCCAAGCACAAGCAGCAAGCCCCGGUAGGCGUUUCGACUCAACCAUGGCCUGGGUCAUGGACGAGUACUCCAAGCACAAGCAGCAAGCCCCGGUAGGCGUUUCGACUCAACCAUUGCCUGGGUCACGGACGAGUACUCCAAGCACAAGCAGCAGGGCCCCGGUAGGCGUUUCAACUCAACCAUCGUCUGGGUCACGGACGAGUACUCCAAGCACAAGCAGCACGGCCCCGGUAGGCGUUUCAACUCAACCAUCGUCUGGGUCACGGACGAGUACUCCAAGCACAAGCAGCACGGCCCCGGUAGGCGUUUCGACUCAACCAUUGCCUGGGUCACGGACGAGUACUCCAAGCACAAGCAGCAGGGCUCCGGUUAUUACGGCUCACCGAACGCUUGACAUAUAGGAUAGGAUAGGGACAACAUUAAUAAUGUGCCGGCAAACGACUGUUUAACGCGUCGUGACGCUGGCCAAGCGUCACACAUAUAACGAACGCAUACCUUACUGUAAUCAGCAACAUUGUCCUUUUCUCUUUUGGUGUUCUCCAUCAAUAUGAUUGUGUACUUGGAAAAAUUGAAUUUGAUGUGGUAAGGAAACUAUCUCUUCAGCCAUGCAAAAAGCCCCCGAACUUUCUUAGACGGGAGACGCAUUGCUGCAAACGUGUACUCGUA